Molecule: messenger RNA, 1139 nt
Organism: Cucurbita moschata (crookneck pumpkin)
Lineage: Eukaryota; Viridiplantae; Streptophyta; Magnoliopsida; Cucurbitales; Cucurbitaceae
Product: 6,7-dimethyl-8-ribityllumazine synthase, chloroplastic-like
Exons: 7
Coding region: 74-760 (228 amino acids)
Biological process (GO): riboflavin biosynthetic process
Cellular component (GO): riboflavin synthase complex; intracellular anatomical structure
Molecular function (GO): 6,7-dimethyl-8-ribityllumazine synthase activity
Source: RefSeq, a predicted model, not a curated record
UCAGAAGUCAAAGCGAGUAGAAGCAGAAACGCGCACUGGUUCUUCUUCGCGGCGCUUCUUUUGUGGGUUGAUAAUGGCUGUCUCAUUUGCUGGUGCGGCUCAGGGCUUGGUUUACCGUCAAAAUCUGACGCUCGCAUUUUCCAAUUCAAACUUCAAUCGCACUCAACUUCAAUUUCAGGGGCCAAAUCCUGCAAAAUCUCAAUCCCUCUCAUUUUCGUCUCAAUUGAAGCUUGCGAAUGAUGCCUCUCCUAGAAAGCAUCACCGUUCCUCUUUUGCGCAGACGGAUGCCGUUCGCCACAUCGUCGGAUCUCUUGCCAAAGCUGGUGGCCUUCGCUUUGCUGUGGUUGUGGGGCGGUUCAACGAAAUCGUGACAAGGCCAAUGCUCGAGGGAGCUUUGUCUACAUUCAAAAGUUAUUCAGUUCAAGACGAGGAUAUUGAUGUUGUCUGGGUUCCAGGGAGCUUUGAUAUUCCUGUUGUCGCUGAAAGGCUUGGGAGAUCUGGAAAGUACCAUGCUGUCCUAUGCAUUGGAGCUGUGAUUAGAGGAGAUACAUCCCACUAUGAUGCCGUUGUAAACUCUGCUGCUUCUGGAGUACUUUCUGCCGGUUUAAAAUCAGGUAUUCCAUGUGUAUUUAGCGUCUUGACCACUGAGAACUUAGAACAGGCUUUCGAUCGAGCUGGUGGUAAAGCUGGAAAUAAGGGUUCUGAGGGUGCUUUGACUGCUAUGGAGCUUGCGUCGGUGUUCGAGUACGACCUGAAGUAGUCAAGAAAUAAGAUCAAACGAUUUCCAUGAUCCCUAGUGUUGCGGUUUUUUGCAGUCUUGUGAGUUCUCUGCUGUCUUUGCUUAUGGUAGAACGCUUCAUAAAAUUGCAAAAAGCCACAUCAUGUCUGGUACUGAAGUCGGGUAAUAACAGGUGGGUCGGAGGCUUUGCUUUACUCAAGGUCAGAGGUUCUUGUACUGAAACUGCUCGAAAGAAACGAUAGGUUUAACGAUUUCAAUUCUCAAAUUUUCUUUGCUUAGAAUAAAGAUAUGAGGGCUUUCGUUUGUGCUAUUGUGUGAUUUAUGAUGCGCAAUGAACAAAGAUUAUAUUGAAGAGGCCUUUUUGUUAACUAUCAAUGAACUGCUGAACGCACAGUUACUC